GUGCGGGAAUGUGAACUUUGCCAGAAGAACCAACUGUAACAGAUGUGGAAGAGAAAAAACGACAGAAGCCAAAAUGAUGAAAGCUGGAGGGACUGAAAUAGGGAAGACGCUUGCUGAAAAGAGCCGUGGGCUCUUCAGUGCUAACGACUGGCAGUGUAAAACAUGUGGUAACGUGAACUGGGCCAGAAGAUCAGAAUGUAAUAUGUGUAAUACUCCAAAGUACGCGAAAUUGGAGGAGAGGACAGGAUACGGAGGAGGAUUUAAUGAACGAGAGAAUGUUGAAUAUAUAGAACGUGAGGAGUCGGAUGGGGAGUACGAUGAGUUUGGACGCAAAAAGAAAAAGUACAGAGGGAAGCCAGUUGGUCCUGCCUCUAUCCUGAAGGAAGUAGAAGAUAAGGAGUCUGAAGGGGAAGAUGAGGAGGAUGAGGAUGAAGAUCUCUCCAAAUAUAAAUUGGAUGAGGAUGAGGAUGAAGAUGAUGCUGACCUCUCAAAAUACAAUCUUGAUGCCAGUGAGGAAGAGGACACUAAUAAGAAAAAGAAACCCAAUAGGCGCAGUCGCUCUAAGUCUCGGUCUUCCCACUCGCGAUCUUCAUCGCGCUCAUCCUCUCAUUCAAGCUCAAGGUCUAGGUCCAGGUCCCAUUCAAGAAGUUCUUCCAGUUCCAGAUCAAGAUCUCGUUCCAGUUCCAGGGAGCACUCUAGAUCUCGUGGGUCGAAAUCAAGAUCCAGCUCCAGGUCCUACAGGGGGUCUUCCACCCCAAGAAAGAGAUCUUACUCGAGCUCUCGUUCUUCCUCCUCCCCCGAGAGAAGCAAGAAGCGAAGUCGUUCUCGAUCUUCUUCAUCUGGUGAUCGCAAAAAAAGACGAUCGAGAUCACGGUCACCCGAAAGACGCCGCAGAUCAUCAUCUGGAUCUUCCCAUUCUGGUUCCCGUACAAGUUCUAAAAAGAAAUAAUGUAUUAAAGCUCACCUUUAAAAAACAAAAAACCCAGGAAAAACAAAUUCCAGUCAGUGCAUGAGACAUUUUUAAGAAGUUGGUGUCUUACUUGGUCAGAAGUGCUAAAUCUGCUAGUAGAGGUGCAUGUCUGUCCUUGCUUUCUGGAAACCUGCAGCUUUGUUCAUGAAACAAAACGUGAGGUAGCAUUUUAAGCCAUAAACUCCUCAGAGGAGGUGUGA
This is a messenger RNA of Nestor notabilis (Kea), 1170 nucleotides long. It is a transcript of the gene ZRANB2, whose product is annotated as zinc finger, RAN-binding domain containing 2. The annotation marks the transcript as partial. The record is from RefSeq and is a predicted model, not a curated record. The transcript has 9 exons. Gene Ontology annotation, biological process: RNA processing. NCBI's taxonomy places the organism in Eukaryota, Metazoa, Chordata, Aves, Psittaciformes, Psittacidae. Gene Ontology annotation, molecular function: lipopolysaccharide binding; RNA binding.